GGGCGGGGGGGCCGGACGGGACGGUGACGGUCCCCGGCGCGGCGGGCCCGGCGCGGCCGCUGGCGGAGCAUGAGGGAGCCAUGAGCCCGCUGCGGGGGUGGCUGCUGGCCGCGCUGCUCUCGCUCGCCCCGCGGGCAGGUCCUGCCACGCAGGCCGGAGCGCUGCCGCGGAGGCUCCCGCGGGCCGCAUGGCAGGAAGGGCGGGUGCUCUCCCAAAUCACCCACCCCAGCAGGCUGGUGGGGCAGAGCUCGGGCGGAGAAGUCCCAAAGCAUCAGUUGGACACCAGGGUCAGGCAUGAGCCCGGAGGAGGAGGAGGAGGAGGCGGAGGACCUGGGCUGCACCUGGCACAGGUGAGCUUCAUGGUGCGUGCCUUCGGCUCAGCCUUCACCCUCGAUCUCCGCCUGAACCACCACCUCCUCGCCUCCCACUACGUGGAGCGGCACGUCGGCGCGGGCAGCAACGGCAGCCACAGCACGGGCGCGGGGGAGCACUGCUACUACCAGGGCCGGAUCCGGGGGCAGCCCCGCUCCUUCGCCGCUCUAUCCAGCUGCCAGGGUCUGCGCGGGGUCUUCUCGGACGGCCGAGCCACGUACCUGAUCGAGCCCCAGGCGGGCGCCGAGAGCGGGCAGGGUCUUCGACCGCACAUCGUGCAGCGCAUCCCCAGCUGCCCCCGACUGGGCUGCCUCUUCCCUGCGCUGAGUCAGCGUGUCCCGGGUGGGAUUCCAAAGCUGCGGCGGCGGCGGCAGGUCCGCCGAGCCCAGCACACGGUGCACAGCGAGACCAAGUACAUCGAGCUGGCCGUGGUGAACGACCAUCAUCUGUUCCUGCAGCUCCGCAAGUCCGUGGUUCUCACCAGCAACUUCGCCAAGUCCGUGGUCAACCUGGCUGACAUGAUCUACAAGGAGCAGCUCAACACCCGCAUCGUGCUGGUGGCCAUGGAGACGUGGGCGGCCGAGGACCGGAUCCGGAUGGGGCAAGACUCCCUGGAGACCCUGAACGAGUUUGUGAAGUACCGGCGGGAGGGGCUGGCAGAGCACAGCGACACCGUCCACCUCUUCUCGGGUCGGACGUUUCAGAGCAGCCGCAGCGGCACCGCCUUUGUCGGGGGCAUCUGCUCCCCUGCCCGCGCCGGCGGCGUCAACGAGUACGGCAACGUGGCGGCCAUGGCGGUGACACUGGCACAGACCCUGGGGCAGAACGUGGGCAUGAUGUGGAACAAGCACCGCACGGCUGCAGGGGACUGCCGCUGUCCGGACUCGUGGCUGGGCUGUAUCAUGGAGGACACAGGGUACUACCUCCCGCGGAAGUUCUCCCGCUGCAGCAUCGAUGAGUACAACCAGUUCCUGCAGGACGGCGGCGGCAGCUGCCUCUUCAACAAGCCCCUGAAGCUCCUGGACCCCCCGGAGUGCGGCAAUGGCUUCGUGGAGGCGGGCGAGGAGUGCGACUGCGGCUCGCUGGCGGAGUGUGCGAGGAGCGGGGGAAACUGCUGCAAGAAAUGCACCCUGACCCACGACGCCAUGUGCAGCGAUGGGCUCUGCUGCAAGGGCUGCAAGUAUGAGCCACGUGGAGUGUCCUGCCGGGAGGCUGUGAACGAGUGUGACAUCCCCGAGACCUGCACCGGGGACUCCAGCCAGUGUCCCCCCAACCUCCACAAGCUGGAUGGAUACUUCUGUGAGAACGAGCAGGGACGAUGCUACGGCGGGCGCUGCAAAACCCGGGACCGUCAGUGCAACGCGCUGUGGGGCCGCAGCUCGGCCGAGCGCUUCUGCUACGAGAAGCUGAACGUGGAGGGGACGGAGCGAGGGAACUGCGGGCGCGAGGGCCUGGGCUGGCUGCAGUGCAACAAGCAGGACGUCCUCUGCGGCUUCCUCCUGUGCGCCAACAUCUCGGGCUCGCCGCGGCUGGGGGAGCUCAGCGGGGAGAUCGCCACCACCACCUUCUACCACCAGAACCGCUACGUGGACUGCAGGGGCGGCCACGUGCAGCUGGUGGAUGGCUCGGACCUGAGCUACGUGGAGGACGGGACGCCCUGCGGGCCCGGAAUGCUCUGUCUCGACCGCAAAUGCCUUCCAGCCACCGCCUUUAACUUCAGCUCCUGCCCCGGCAGCUGGGACGGGAAGAUCUGCUUCGACCACGGGGUGUGCAGCAACGAGGGGAAGUGCAUCUGCCGAGCGGAGUGGACGGGCAAGGACUGCAGCGUCUACGACCCCAUCCCGGAGCCGAAGCCGACGGGGGAGAUGGAGCGAUACAAGGGUCCCAGUGGCACCAAUAUCAUUAUCGGCUCCAUCGCGGGGGCCGUGCUGGUGGCUGCCAUCGUCCUAGGGGGGACAGGCUGGGGAUUUAAGAACAUCCGCCGAGGAAGGUACGACCCGGCGCAGCAGGGAGUGUAACCGUGUCCCCCCCAUCGUCUCGUCACCGUCCCUGGUCCCUGUCACCGUCACCGUCACCGUCCGGCAGCCUGACGGCGUGGGAGCCCCCGGGCCCGUCUGUCCGUGUGCUGUGUGUCCGGCCGUGCUGUCUCCAUCUCUGUGCCCCCACGGCUGGAGGGGAGCAGCGCUGGGGGGGCCUGGCAGCAGCCCCC
Messenger RNA from Haemorhous mexicanus (house finch), 2581 nucleotides. It is a transcript of the gene ADAM11, whose product is annotated as ADAM metallopeptidase domain 11. Lineage: Eukaryota; Metazoa; Chordata; Aves; Passeriformes; Fringillidae. The coding region runs from base 81 to 2390 and encodes 769 amino acids. The transcript is spliced from 26 exons. Gene Ontology annotation, biological process: proteolysis. The record is from RefSeq and is a predicted model, not a curated record. Gene Ontology annotation, molecular function: metalloendopeptidase activity.